GGGCUGGUUCGGGAUCGUUUCACACGGCCAGCCGAGUGACCGUUGCCGGCCGGACCCUAAUUUGUGCUGGCGCCAUCGGCAUUCGAUGGUGCUUCGGGCGAACGCGGCGACUCUCUCGUUCCGCGAUAAGCCCGACGUGAGUUCUCGAGAGAGACAUAAUCGCGCAGAGCGCAGGUAUGAAGAGCAUGCUGGAGGCUUUGGACACAGCCUUACAUGUAAUCAUGUCCCGUAAUCCACUGCAAGUCGGAGGUCUUGCUGGAGUUUUAGUUUUAGUGUUGGGUGCAUAUUUCGAUCCCUUCUGGCACAUCAGCAAUUACGUCGCAUGUUGUCGUCACUGGCCGAUCAGGCCUGUUGAGUAGAUCCGAGUCGACGGAGAGAAGUGAACUCUGUGCCUGGAAUUCGAUCCAUGUUUCCUUCGUUCAUGCCUCUUCGGCUUCACUGGUCAAGUAGUUCAUUCCGUCAGUCUCGCAGCGACUCGGUCUGACUCGAAAUUAAGAAGCAUUUGUUGUCUCUCUCGCCUGUUCUCUCUGCCAUAUACAGUGCAUGAUUGCCCUAGAAUUGGAUGCAUGCAGCAGCAUCAUGAACCUCGGAUUCCUACUGUUUUUGUCAUCUUCCUCCGAUCUACGCCAGUGUCCCCUCUCCAGUGUUGAGUUUUCGGCGUCUUGAAAUUAAUGUUCACUGUUCUUCAAGUUGAACCUGUUCCAUAUCUAGCGCAUCUUUCGAAUCACUGUUGAACUGAGAGGUCUCCUCCUCAUUGUCACAGGUGUAACUUACUUGAUUCUACCCUCUGCUCCCUUAAUUACCGGAUUCAACCCCCUUAAAUUUAGCAGAUCUUGACCUCUAACUGUGCUCUACCCUAAGGAUUCCAGUAUCUCUAACGCAUGUGGAACCACUUCAUAUGCUCAACAGUCGUGGAAAGACGUCUGCUUCCCUGAAAGCUUUCAGCUGUAGAUCUUAAAAGUACGAGGCGAUGAAUCGUCCAUUACCCAAGAAUAAAGGCCAAGGCUUCCCGAUCAUAGUUUUAUCCCUAAUACAUAUUUCUUUGGUCACCGAAAGGUCUGUGUUACAGGGUAGCUAGCUAUUCUACGGAAAUACAAUCGUUGUGUUGUGGGCAUUGCAUCGCAGACUUUCAGAAAUGAUUUGAUGAGGAAAAGGAACGUCACCGUCCAGCUUGUCCUCGCAGAACCUAUCGUCACUUUUCCACUCCGCUUGAGAGGGUUGUUCGGAGAAUGCUCAUCGGUUUCGUCCGGGUAGAUACACAAGCUGUAUUCGAGAUAACUGGAAGUAUCGUGAACGACUGCAAGAGUUUUACUUCCGGCACACGAGAUAAAGCUGAGACUUCCCAAGCACAGGAGGUUUAUAGACAGCGGAGAGUGUAAGAAGAGGUCCUUCUGCCAACAAAACAUGACAGGUCCGAUUGGCUGACGGAGUUCGAAGAAGUACUGACGACCCUGGAUGAGGUCGGAGGUAUACCGUCAUGCUGAGCGAGCUCGAAGUACUGCGCUUCAGAGAAGCAAUGUAACGCAAGGACUGGAUAGAAGUGGAAUCUUGGGGACAUGACGAUGGAGGUACAAAUGAAGCAGCUGCGUGACCAGGUGCACAGAAGAGAGGCUGAGAUUACCACUCUAAAGCAGCACUUGGUCCUGCUCACCAGCGACUUCAAGUACAACCUGAAACUUCUGGAAGACCGCGAUUUCGAGCUCGACCAAACCGAAGCCCAACUGGAGCAAAUAAGAAAUGUUGGGAAGAAGAAAGAUUCUGCGAUGGAACUUUUAAAUUCUGAGGUCGUGAAAUUUAAGGCUUUGGCAGACCGAGACGCUGAGCAAAUUCGGAGUCUUGAAUCCACUUUGGGCCAAUACAAAGAAUCUGUCCGAACUGUGAGGGAGCGACUUGAAGAAGCUCUUCAACUGCGAGACCAAGAACUCACGUGCCACAGAUCUGAGCUUGAAGCUUUGAAGACAAAAAUAAAUCAACAGUCGGAGUCGCUCAAGGUGCAGGAGAAGGGCUUGAAUGACGCGGUGAAAGCAUGUGAGCGCACCUGGUCACAGAGAUACUCCGAGUGUCAUAAAACCGUUAUGACAUUAGUCGCAGAACAAGAAAGUCUUCUCAAAGAAAAACUGGCUAAGGACAGGGAGAUGGAGAUUAUGCAGAAUCGAAUCCUGGAACUUCAGAAAUCAGUAGACGAGCUUACAGGUGUGACCGAUGAGCGUGCAAAUACGAGAAUGAAAGAGCUGGAAGAAGAGAAGCAGAACUUGGAAAGAAGCCUAAGGAAGAAGAUGUUGGAAGAAUAUGAUGGGAAAAUAGCGGAAUUACUUGCUCAGUUGCAAAGCAUCGAGUAUGCUGUUUCACUGGAGCGGAGGGAGGCUAAUACAAGGAUAAUCACAAUGGAGGCACAACAGGUUGAAAAACUUAGUAGUUUGCACCAAACUAUUCAGGAACUCAGGGGAGAGCGGAAUGAUUUGCUAGAGAAAGUUAGAAAUUUGGAGACGGAAUUGUCUUCGCUGAAGGAGAAUUUCAGCCACUUAAAAAAAAAUGGAAGGAGAUUAUCCAAGAAAGAAGACACUCUCACAAAGGAAGUGAGCACUCUUCAACAUAAUCUGCAUGAAGCAAAAAUUAUGUUAGAGAAAUCACAAGUGGAAAGGAGCCAUGAAAUUUCUGCUCUGCAUGAUUCGCUUCGCGAAGCGAGGUCAAGAGAAAAAAUGUUUUCAGUAAAAGAAGUAGAGCAAACGAAGCGCAUUGAAGUUCUGGAACAACUUCUCGAAGGUGCGAGGAUUAAAGUGGAGGAACUGUCCAAGAAAGAUCAAGAGGAAAAUAAGGAGUUGCGGAUUGCGCAAGAUUCACUCGAACAGACCAAGAAAGAGUUGAACAGGAUUUCACAAAAGAACUCCGAACAACUAGGAGAGAUUACAACCUUGAAGAAGUCUCUUAUGGAGGCCAGACACCAAGGAGCCAUGUUAUCCCGAACGCAGGCCGAGCAUACUGAAGAGCUAGCCAUUUUAAAGCAAUCAUUGUGCGAUGCACGGAAUCAUGGAGAAACGAUGACACGAAAAUACGGAGAAAACGUAAAGGACGUGGAAAAUCUGAGGCAAUUGCUGAGUGCAUCCCGGGCUCAAGAAGAUGCGAUGAAGAAGAAGAUGGACCAUCAAGAGAAGGAGAUUGUCAUACUCCAAGAAGCUUUACUACAGGCCAAAGCAGACAGCGAUUUACUGGUGAGAGCAGAGGCUACUCACACAGAGGAGAUCUCUGCUCUACGCUCUGCACUGGCAGAAACACAAAAACAAGCGGACGCUGCUUUCAAGCAUGCUCAGCAUCUGAAUGCUAUUUUUGAAGUUACCCAAGCUGAAUCAAGGCGCAGAGUUGAAAUUAAAGAAUGCGUCAGCUCGUUAAUCACCUCGGCACAGGAUCAGCCCGAAACCUUUUGCAAAGAUAACGACGACUCUCCAGGUAGACCUCGUGAAUUGAGUUUUCGGAGUGUGGAUGAUGGUAAGAUACCAUCUCUGACCGAGACCGGAUUAAAGACCACUCCGGGUCUCGAGGAGGAGAACAGGUAUCUUAAAGCCCGCGUAGAUGAGCUACAAAGUGAAAACUUUAAGGUAGGCCAUGUCAUUUCUGAACUGAGAAAUGAAUUGGAGACUGUUGGACUUCUCCAACCAUCAACUGGGUGUGAUCUCCACAGUUUUGCCUCACAACGGCAAAACAGUAAAUCUCCUCCUUCAGACGAGGAGAACAAAUUGAGCCAGCGUCAAAUCAAGAUGACAUCGGGGUCGAAUUGGAAGGACGAGCCUCACGAGGCCAUAUUACGACCAAAGGUUGUAAACACCUUCCAGGAGAAUGAAGAAAUUAGUUUGUCUGAAAGAGAGGAGCUACUGACAUUGAGAGCUCUAUUGAAGGAUGUGCAUAGCAGGAAUGCACUCUUUCACAAACAGGUGGUAUCAAUGAAUGUUCCUGCUGAACAAUCCCAAGAUCGGAGAAGAAAUUUGUCAGGCGGCUCAGCUGAAGUUACUACCUAUCCUGAGAGACAACUCAAUUCAUCAGAGCUGGGUAGUACACCUAGAAAUUACAGAGAUGAGAUACGCAAUUCAGUAAAGCAGCCAAGAAGCACACAAUCCACCUUUGUUGGGGACAAUUCUAGGCGGUUUCCUGAACAAAGGUCAAAGCAAAGUACUGCAGAAGCCAAAAGUUCGUUGGUAGUCUCAGCUGAAGUCCUGAAAUUGAAUGAGCAGAUUGCUCGAGUAAGAGAACAACUCACCACGCUUUGUUCCUCAGACCAAAGUAUUUCUUCUUGUCAGAAAUCCUCAGAGGUAAGAAUGCAUAGGUUCCAGUCUUCGUGCUCUGGAAAAGCAGCGCAAACUGAUGAACCUCUUAGAUCAGGAAGUCAUGAACUAAAGGCAGGAGGAAACUCUGGAGCUGCCAAGAACAAGAGCGAUUUGCAUCAUAGAAUUUAUCUUGAUCAACAAGAUAACAUUGCUGAAAAGGCACCACGAGGCACCCAGUGUGACAUUCCUCGCAGACAACAUGAGGAACUCGAACUGGAGCAACCGGCUUGCAUAGCAACGAAGAGGAGCAACCAUAAGGCCCACCCACACGGUGUUGUGCAAUCGAGUGAAGUAUUCUUACCAAAUAAGCACACUGCUUCAAAAAAGGUUAGACCAUCUGCCAGAGAUUCCUUGGGCACGACAGCACGGGCAAAAGUGGGCAGGAAGAUUCGCGUUAAAGUCCCUUCUGUAACGAGCAGCCGUUCAGACGUGGUAUGCUCGCAUUGCCAAGAAUGCCUGAGCAAUGAAGACCGUCAAGGCCUUACGUCUCCGUCUCCUGAAUUGUCGUUCACAGACUCACCAAAGCCGGACAACGCCAAGGCACAUAAUCAUCAUAGAUGUAGUACUUGGGCACAUGGACAUGGACAGGCAUGCGUGUUAACCUCCUUGGCUACUGAUGAGAAGGAGCAACACAAUGACCUAUCCCAGGCCAGGACGGGAUCCGGAAGUGAUGACAGCGAUCUAGCAUCCAUCAUUCAGCACAAGUGCACAGUUCACCCUCAUGACACAGUGCAUCAGAAAAAACUAUCACGCAACGCCGGGGAUAAACGAGAUGUGACUAGAGAAGACGCAAGAAGGUCGAAAACCCACGCUGUCAGGGAUGAACAUCUGCCGCGGAAGCAAACAGUCAUCGAACGGAAGAGAGGGUCAGGGUCAGGGUCAGCGAGUACGCCCCGUAGAAGCAUGAUUGCUGGGAGAGAACGCGUUCUCUCCCAGCAUGACUCACAUCACAGCAGACUUUCGAUUUCUCGAUCAGCCAAAAUCUAACUCAACAUCUGGUAACACUUAAUGGCGAACAUAAUGUAUGUUGUACGAGUUUGGGGUGCCCCAACACGAAAUUUUCAUUUCGACACGACAGGUCCAACGUGUUAUGCCCCUUAAGAGGGUUUGGCUCCGACGAGCCGAUUACAAACUUAAGAGAUGGAAGUCCAGACACAAACCUCUUAUAAGUAGCUGCACUCCAGAAGAAGUCUCGGCCUGAGAACCAAUCAACGAAGAAUCUUAUAGUCCUCGAAAAGAUUUCUAAGGUUGAAUCGAUCUCGAGGACAUCUUUCUGUCCUUCUGUCCUACAUUGCGCCUGUAACACAUCGGGAAAACUCAUAUAUAUUCGCGCGAUUCUUAGGAAGAGAAGACAUUUAUUUUAAUCAGGAGUGUAUUAUGCAGUUCGGGAACGAUGUUCUUGCAUAUAAUCGUUCUUUAAUUUCUCUCGGAGAGAAUAACUAUAACGUGUAUUUCUAUGUGUCACUCUAUGAGUGCGGUUAGGAAGCAAUGUCCUCCGCACCUAAAAUUUCAGUCUCUGAAAUUUUUAUGCAUUUGUUCACGCUUGUCUCUCUUGAAGUGUAUUUC
This is a messenger RNA of Marchantia polymorpha subsp. ruderalis, 5882 nucleotides long. Lineage: Eukaryota; Viridiplantae; Streptophyta; Marchantiopsida; Marchantiales; Marchantiaceae. The record is from the annotation of a GenBank genome assembly.